Molecule: messenger RNA, 459 nt
Organism: Puccinia triticina
Lineage: Eukaryota; Fungi; Basidiomycota; Pucciniomycetes; Pucciniales; Pucciniaceae
Exons: 3
Coding region: 1-459 (152 amino acids)
Biological process (GO): translation; maturation of SSU-rRNA from tricistronic rRNA transcript (SSU-rRNA, 5.8S rRNA, LSU-rRNA); ribosomal small subunit assembly
Cellular component (GO): ribosome; cytosolic small ribosomal subunit
Molecular function (GO): structural constituent of ribosome; small ribosomal subunit rRNA binding; mRNA 5'-UTR binding
Source: RefSeq, a predicted model, not a curated record
AUGCCACCAAAGAAAGGUACCAAAGUUGUCAAGGAAGAGGUGAACGUCGCCCUUGGACCUCAAGUCCGUGAAGGUGAACUUGUCUUCGGCGUUGCCCACAUCUUCGCGUCAUUCAACGACACCUUCGUCCAUGUCACCGAUCUUUCUGGACGUGAAACCGUCUCCCGUGUCACCGGCGGAAUGAAAGUCAAGGCCGACCGGGACGAAAGCUCGCCUUACGCUGCCAUGUUGGCCGCUCAAGAUGUUGCCGCUCGUUGCAAGGAAGUCGGUAUCACCGCCCUCCACGUCAAGCUCCGAGCUACCGGUGGAACUCAGACUAAGACCCCCGGCCCCGGUGGACAAGCCGCUCUCCGAGCUCUUGCCCGUGCUGGCAUGCGAAUUGGCCGAAUCGAAGAUGUCACCCCUGUCCCCACUGACAGCACUCGUAGAAAAGGUGGUCGCCGUGGUCGUCGUCUAUGA